AAACAAACACAGCAGCAGAAGACAACCUGCAGACGACGCCUUAGUUCACACUCACAUAAUUCCAUCUAACUCAAAUUAAUACAGAGAAACUAAACACACAAAUUGAUUAUAUUUAGUCUAAUUUAAGUAUUAAUAACUGAUAUAAAUGAUAGUAUAAAUAAAAGAGAAACAUUUGAUCAUCAUUGGCUAUCACUUGACGGGUGUUUACCUCAGCAGUCGGGCGGUCACCUUCACCCUCUCAACAGUUUUUACUACUGAACAAACAGGUUUUGCAGAAUGGAACUAGAAUGUGCUGUCCAGAAGUAUGCAUGGGGUGUAAAGGGAUCAAAGAGCAGUGUUGCUCAGCUAGCCAAAGCUGUUCAGCCAGACCUGGAAGUACCAGAUGAUGAACCUUUUGCUGAGCUGUGGAUGGGCACACACUCUAGUGGUCCAUCUGUUAUUAAAGCUACUGGUGAAACUCUUGGAAGUUACAUCAGCAAGCAGCCGGAGGUGUUGGGUGGCCCGGUCAUUGAUAAGUUUGGUGAACAACUCCCCUUCUUGUUCAAGGUGCUGAGUGUUAACCAAGCGCUCUCUAUUCAGGCUCAUCCCAACAAGAACCAUGCAGAGCAGCUUCACAGAGAGCGCCCAGAUGUGUACAAGGACCCCAAUCACAAACCUGAAAUGGCCAUCGCCCUUACCCCCUUCCAAGCUCUGUGUGGCUUCAGAACUGCACAACAAAUUAUAAAACAUUUUAAAGAACUCCCUGAGCUACGGAAAGUAGUAGGAGAGGAAGCAGCUGAGAAAUUUAUUGAGGACCAUUCGGAAGAGAAUCUUAAAACCUGUUUUUCUGCUAUGAUGAAUUCACCGAAGGAUAUAAUUGCUUCUGCUCUAAGUGAUCAGUUGCAACGAUUCUCCGAGAUGGAUGCCUCAAAGGGUGGUGAGCUUCUUCAUGACCUCUUUCUGACCCUACAUGAAAAGUAUCCUGGUGAUGUGGGCUGCUUCUCCAUAUACCUGCUGAACUACCUUACUCUUCAGCCUGGAGAAGCAAUGUUUCUUGGUCCCAAUGUAAUCCAUGCUUACUUGCUUGGAGAUUGUAUCGAGUGUAUGGCCUGCUCCGAUAAUGUCGUACGUGCCGGUUUGACCCCCAAGUAUCAGGACGUAGAGACCUUGGUGAACAUGCUGGAGUAUGGGAUGGUAUCAGCCGAGUCCAGAAAUUUUGAAGGGUUUAAAAUGGACGGCUACACGACCAUGUAUAAUCCUCCAGUGCCUGAUUUUGCCGUUGAUAAGAUUGAGGUACCUGCUGGAGUGGAACAGUACACUCUGAGGCCAAUGGAAUCUGCUAGCAUUGUGUUGGUAGUGGAGGGCAGCGCUGGAGAUGUGGAAGUCAACCCAGCAUCCCUAGGGGAGGUGCCUCAUGCUACUAGUUUGGAACGUGGGUCGGUUGUAUUUCUAGCUGCUGGACAGUCUUUGGCAUUAAAACCCAGACCCGGGUCACGCCUCCUUGCCUUCCGUGCUUUAUGUAUUCUCUAAGUUCCAGAAAAUUGUUGUUUGUGUAAAUGGCUUUGAGAUUAAUUUAUGAAUUAACUAUAUAUA
Molecule: messenger RNA, 1572 nt
Organism: Homarus americanus (American lobster)
Lineage: Eukaryota; Metazoa; Arthropoda; Malacostraca; Decapoda; Nephropidae
Gene: Mpi
Product: mannose-6-phosphate isomerase-like
Exons: 8
Coding region: 277-1509 (410 amino acids)
Biological process (GO): carbohydrate metabolic process; GDP-mannose biosynthetic process
Cellular component (GO): cytosol
Molecular function (GO): mannose-6-phosphate isomerase activity; zinc ion binding
Source: RefSeq, a predicted model, not a curated record